Sturnus vulgaris (Common starling) is the source of this 2887-nucleotide messenger RNA. RefSeq names its product syntaxin binding protein 3 (gene STXBP3). The record is from RefSeq and is a predicted model, not a curated record. Gene Ontology annotation, biological process: vesicle-mediated transport. NCBI's taxonomy places the organism in Eukaryota, Metazoa, Chordata, Aves, Passeriformes, Sturnidae.
AUGGCGCCGGCGGUGCGGGGGCUGAAGAGCUUCGUGUGGCAGAGGCUGAAAUCAGCAGUUUUUGAUGACUUUAGCAAAGAGGAAGAAUGGAAGAUAAUGCUUUUAGAUGAUUACACAACUAAAUUACUGUCACUGUGCUGCAAAAUGACUGAUCUACUGGCAGAGGGUGUCACAGUGGUGGAGAAUGUAUAUAAAAAUCGUGAGCCUGUCCCACACAUGAAGGCAAUAUAUUUAAUAACUCCCACUAAAAAGUCUGUAGAUGGACUGAUUGAUGACUUCAUCACUAAAUCAUCCAGCAGAUACAAAGCAGCAUAUGUGUAUUUCACUGACUUUUGUCCUGACAGCCUCUUCAAUAAAAUAAAGGCUUCAUGUGCAAAAUCAAUAAAGAGAUGCAAGGAGAUCAACAUUUCCUUCUUCCCUUAUGAGUCUCAGGUAUUUACUCUCAACAUCCCAGAUGCAUUCUACCGUUGCUACAGCCCCACUCUGGAAAGGACAAAGGAUAAAGAUGCUGUACUGCAAGUCAUGGCUGAACAAAUUGUUACCUUAUGUGCCACACUAGAUGAGAAUCCAGGAGUACGAUAUAAAAGUGGACCAUCUGACAGAGCCAGCAAACUUGCACAGCUUGUUGAAAAAAGUCUUGAAAACUACUACAAAACAGAUGAGAAAAGCCAAAUAAAGGGUAAAACUCACUCCCAACUAAUAAUAAUUGAUCGUGGCUUUGACCCUGUAUCAACUGUACUCCAUGAGCUCACCUUCCAGGCAAUGGCAUAUGAUCUGCUACCCAUUGAAAAUGAUAUUUACAAAUACAAAACAGAAGGCUCUGGUGGGAAGGAAAAGGAGGCAAUUUUGGAGGAAGAUGAUGACCUGUGGGUGAAGAUGCGGCACAAGCAUAUUGCAGAUGUGAUAGAGGAAUUACCAAAACUUUUGAAAGAUGCUUCAUCAAAAACCAAAGCAGGAGAAGGAAAAUUAUCCAUAUCUGCUCUGUCCCAGUUGAUGAAGAAGAUGCCACUCUAUCGUAAAGAGAUUAGUAAGCAAGUUGUUCAUCUUAACAUAGCAGAAGAUUGCAUGAGCAAGUUCAAAUCUAACAUAGAAAGGCUCUGUAAAGCUGAGCAGGACUUGGCUCUUGGAACUGAUGCAGAAGGUCAAAAAGUAAAAGACACUAUGAGGGUCCUCCUUCCAGUUCUGCUCAACAAAAGUCAUGACAGCUAUGACAAAAUCAGAGCUAUUCUCUUGUAUAUCUUUAGCACAAAUGGAACUACCCAGGAGAACUUGGACAAGCUGAUCCAGAAUGUGCAAAUAGAAAGUGAUAGCGAUAUGAUAAGAAAUUGGAAAUACCUUGAUGUUCCUGUUAUCUCUUCAUUUGUUGCUCAGCAGCAUAAAUACACCAGAAGGGAUCGUUCUAAAGAAGAAACCUUUCAGCUUUCUAGGUGGACUCCUGUUAUCAAAGAUGUUAUGGAGGAUGCUAUAGAAAACAAAUUAGAUUCAAAAGACUGGCCUUAUUGUUCCCGAUGUCCUCCCACCUGGAAUGGCUCAGGAGCAGUAAGUGCACGGCAGAAGCCUCGGGCGAGUUGCAGAGAGGAGCGGCGGAGCGGCGCGAGGCUGAUCGUGUUUGUCAUCGGGGGCGUCACACUCUCCGAGAUGCGCAGCGCCUACGAGGUGUCCGACGCCUACAAGUCCUGUGAAGUUGUUAUUGGUUCUACUCAUAUUUUGACACCUAGAAGACUGCUGGAGGAGGUGAAGAGCCUUAGCAAACCCAAGGAUAUGGUCUGCAUUAAGGAUGAAUAGAUACGGUGAUGUUUAUGAUGCAUUAAAAACACACACAGUAUGUACAUAUUUUAAUAGAACUGACUUUUCCAAAUACUGCACUUCAGUACUACAUGGUUCCUAAUGGGAGAUCAUGUUAUAAUUUAAAUUUGCUGCUUUUGGGGGAGUAAAAGGCAGAGAGAUGAAAAGAUAAACACAUGUGUUUCUUAUGUUCUGUUUAGUAUUACACUGCAAGUGCUUUUUUAAAAGGGCAUGUUUGUUCCUAACUAAUUAUGUUGAAAAGUUACUGGAAUUGUCUUUGAGAACUGUGAAAGCUUUCUAUAAUAGAAUUUCUUUCUAAAAAUGACUGAAUUUAAAAGGGCCUAGGCACUUGGGUAGAGACUUCAAGAAAAAACUUGUAAAUAUGGUAAAAAUGUUUCAUACAAGUUCACUGUCUUAAAGUGUAAUGUUUUCUGUAAAAAUACCUCGCUGAAAAUUCUUUAAAUAUGUGUAAUUGUGAAAAAUCUAAAGGCUUUUUAGAUGGUUCUGGGUAAGGUAGAUAGUUAAUCACAGAAUUAUUGAGUAGUUCCAAUCACAGUAAAUAACUUUGGAGAAAUGCUGUCAACUGUGCACUGAAGUACACUUUAUAUUUAAGUAUAUACAGAGAUAAUUACUGAAGCUUUUUUAAAAAGUUAAUUUCUUAGCAAAUUCUUUAUGAUUGUCUACAUAGUCUGUGUGUUUCAGAAGUUGAAUUGCCUGUGAUACAGAAUUUCCAAAACUAAGCAUAUCUCUUUGAGGAAGUGGAGGCAAGGGAAAGGAGAGGAUAAAAAGGGAAGCAGCCCAGCCUUUCAAAGGGCCUGGUAAUUUAGAAAAGAAAAGCACAAAGCAAACAAAGUGAUAAACCUGAUGUACUCAAGAGAACUUACUUUUUAAAAAUUUUGUUACAUACUAAGAAACAAGUACUUAAAUUUGCAUUGAAGGGAAUAAAAAUCAAAUUGUAUGAAUUCUGUAGUACUGGUAAUGUUUAGAUUUCUCUUCAAAAAUUACUUAAUUAAAAUUACUGAACUUUUAAAAGGAUGUUGUAUUUAUGUGCCUUGAAAUGUUAAUUUGUUGUAUGUAGAAUACAAGAGAAAUGUUAUAAUGA